UCUCCGCUUCACAACACAAACAUUCUCUCCAUUUGUCCUUGAAUAUAAUACUCAGCAUGGCUAAGCUUGUUCUUUCCCUUUGUUUUCUGCUUUUCAGUGGCUGCUGCUUCGCUUUCAGUUUCAGAGAGCAGCCACAGCAAAACGAGUGCCAGAUCCAACGCCUCAAUGCCCUCAAACCGGAUAACCGUAUAGAGUCAGAAGGUGGCUUCAUUGAGACAUGGAACCCUAACAACAAGCCAUUCCAGUGUGCCGGUGUUGCCCUCUCUCGCUGCACCCUCAACCGCAACGCCCUUCGCAGACCUUCCUACACCAACGCUCCCCAGGAGAUCUACAUCCAACAAGGUAGUGGUAUUUUUGGCAUGAUAUUCCCGGGUUGUCCUAGCACAUUUGAAGAGCCUCAACAAAAAGGACAAAGCAGCAGGCCCCAAGACCGUCACCAGAAGAUCUAUCACUUCAGAGAGGGUGAUUUGAUUGCAGUGCCAACCGGUUUUGCAUACUGGAUGUACAACAAUGAAGACACUCCUGUUGUUGCCGUUUCUCUUAUUGACACCAACAGCUUCCAGAACCAGCUCGACCAGAUGCCUAGGAGAUUCUAUCUUGCUGGGAACCAAGAGCAAGAGUUUCUACAGUAUCAGCCACAGAAGCAGCAAGGAGGUACUCAAAGCCAGAAAGGAAAGCGUCAGCAAGAAGAAGAAAACGAAGGAGGCAGCAUAUUGAGUGGCUUCGCCCCGGAAUUCUUGGAACAUGCGUUCGUCGUGGACAGGCAGAUAGUGAGAAAGCUACAAGGUGAGAACGAAGAGGAAGAGAAGGGUGCCAUUGUGACAGUGAAAGGAGGUCUCAGCGUGAUAAGCCCACCCACGGAAGAGCAGCAACAAAGACCCGAGGAAGAGGAGAAGCCAGAUUGUGACGAGAAAGACAAACAUUGCCAAAGCCAAAGCAGAAAUGGCAUUGACGAGACCAUUUGCACAAUGAGACUUCGCCACAACAUUGGCCAGACUUCAUCACCUGACAUCUUCAACCCUCAAGCUGGUAGCAUCACAACCGCUACCAGCCUCGACUUCCCAGCCCUCUCGUGGCUCAAACUCAGUGCCCAGUUUGGAUCACUCCGCAAGAAUGCUAUGUUCGUGCCACACUACAACCUGAACGCAAACAGCAUAAUAUACGCAUUGAAUGGACGGGCAUUGGUACAAGUGGUGAAUUGCAAUGGUGAGAGAGUGUUUGAUGGAGAGCUGCAAGAGGGACAGGUGUUAAUUGUGCCACAAAACUUUGCGGUGGCUGCAAGAUCACAGAGCGACAACUUCGAGUAUGUUUCAUUCAAGACCAAUGAUAGACCCUCGAUCGGCAACCUUGCAGGUGCAAACUCAUUGUUGAACGCAUUGCCGGAGGAAGUGAUUCAGCAAACUUUUAACCUAAGGAGGCAGCAGGCCAGGCAGGUCAAGAACAACAACCCUUUCAGCUUCCUGGUUCCACCUAAGGAGUCUCAGAGGAGAGUUGUGGCUUAGAGCCCUUUUUGCAUGUGCUACCACACUUUUGUCCUUUUGGGCACUAGUUAGUGUGCGUAGCAAUAAAUAAGAACGAAUAAAACAACAAAGGCUUUGCUGCCCUUUGUUAAGUAUAAAAUAACGGGUAAUGUAAUUGUACCCUUGUGUAAUGAGUCACUCAAGUACCUAUGCGGGAAAAUCAUAAAUUAAAAGAGAAAUUUCAAUGAAUUUUCUGUCAAA
This is a messenger RNA of Glycine soja, 1721 nucleotides long. Its product is annotated as glycinin G3. The transcript has 4 exons. NCBI's taxonomy places the organism in Eukaryota, Viridiplantae, Streptophyta, Magnoliopsida, Fabales, Fabaceae. The record is from RefSeq and is a predicted model, not a curated record. Gene Ontology annotation, molecular function: nutrient reservoir activity. Bases 57 to 1502 code for a protein of 481 amino acids.